Gavia stellata (red-throated loon) is the source of this 4018-nucleotide messenger RNA. RefSeq names its product hypoxanthine phosphoribosyltransferase 1 (gene HPRT1). The transcript has 9 exons. Gene Ontology annotation, biological process: GMP salvage; hypoxanthine metabolic process; purine ribonucleoside salvage. Lineage: Eukaryota; Metazoa; Chordata; Aves; Gaviiformes; Gaviidae. Gene Ontology annotation, molecular function: magnesium ion binding; hypoxanthine phosphoribosyltransferase activity. The record is from RefSeq and is a predicted model, not a curated record. The coding region runs from base 28 to 684 and encodes 218 amino acids.
GCCGCCGCCGGCGGGCCGCCCCGCUCCAUGGCGACCCCCAGCCCCUGCAUCGUGAUUGGCGAUGAUGAACAAGGUUACGACCUGGACUUGUUCUGCAUACCUAAACAUUAUGCAGAUGAUUUGGAAAAAGUCUAUAUUCCUCAUGGGCUCAUCAUGGACAGGACGGAGAGACUGGCACGAGAAAUUAUGAAGGGCAUGGGAGGACACCACAUUGUAGCACUCUGUGUACUCAAGGGUGGCUAUAAAUUUUUUGCUGAUUUAUUAGACUACAUCAAAGCACUGAACAGAAACAGUGACAAAUCAAUCCCCAUGACUGUCGACUUCAUUAGGUUGAAGAGUUAUUGUAACGAUCAGUCAACUGGAGAUAUAAAAGUCAUUGGUGGGGAUGACCUCUCAACUUUGACUGGAAAGAAUGUUUUGAUUGUAGAAGAUAUAAUUGACACUGGUAAAACAAUGAAAACGUUGCUGUCUCUACUUAAGCAGUACAAUCCAAAGAUGGUGAAAGUAGCCAGUUUGUUGGUAAAAAGAACUCCUCGAAGUGUGGGAUAUCGGCCAGACUUUGUUGGAUUUGAAGUGCCAGACAAAUUUGUUGUGGGAUACGCCCUAGAUUACAAUGAAUACUUUAGAGAUUUGAACCAUAUCUGUGUGAUCAGCGAGACGGGGAAGCAGAAGUACAAAGCAUGAAAGCAUAGUUCAAGUGCUACAACAACAGAGCUUUGAAAUGUUUUGUUUACCGAGUCCUAUCUUUCACAGGCUUCAACUCUGGUACACCAGCUAAAAUUGUAGAAUGCCCCAGCCCCAUUGUCAUAUGCUUACUAUAAUUUAUUGCAUGUACAAUAUAAGAUCUCGUCUUGUUCAUUUAUAUUUUAGAAAUGUAAACAACUAGUGCAAUUCUGCACUCCUUAUUUUGAUUUGCACUAUGACUCUACCGACUAUUGCUGCCCCUGGUUGGGUUGUGCUGUUUGUGAGCUCCAGAGUCUAACUCUUGCAGUGGUAAAUUGCUUAAACCUCAUCAACCCAGAACUGAAAUAGUUCAAGUACUGUAAAUGUAAAACAUUUUAUGAUAGGGAAGUCUAUUAGUAAUAUUUUUAAAAUCUGUAAUUUAAGUUUUAUAUUUUAAUGCACAAAUGUGAUUGUGAUUAAUGGAUAGUUGCACCUUUGGGUGUUAUAAAGCAUGAGGAGCAGCCAGUUACAGUAUCUGUAAUCUCCGGGGAGCUCAUUCAGAUCUCCUGGAGUUGCCUUAUGGCUGUAAAGGAAGUCUGGGUGAAAAAUAUCUUUUUUUCUUUGUUUGUUUUUAUUUUUUAAAGGAGAUGGAAUGACAAAACAGAAUGUUUAAAAUCUAGUUUUAGUUGAGCUGCCUGUUUCUGUUAGAUUUUUUUUUUUCUUCAGAAAUAUCCAUCAGCCAGUGGAAUUGCCUUUUAAAUUUAAACAAUUUUAAUAUAUUUCUGAAAAAGUAUUGUAAUGUUUACUUUAUAAGAUCUACAAAACAAAGUACUUUAAAUAAAGGCUGUCUCUUUAAAAUAAGCCCCAUAAAUCUAUGCCACUCAUUCUGUAUAUUAAAGUGCUCUUGAAAUUUUCUUCUUGGUAAUAUUUUUCAUAAGUGUUUCUGACAGUGAAGGCAGACUCUACAUUUGUUAUCUUUGUAGAGCUUUUGGUUAACAUUAUCCUAUCUACAAGAGAGAUUAUGAAGUGCUGAAGGAAGAUACUGAAACACUUGCAUAUUCUAUAACCAAACUAGAUUUCAGAGAAAAUGGUUUAAGCACUGUCCUUUGUUCUGUUUUGGCAAAAAUGAAGAGUGGAGAUUAUAUGUUCAUUAAAUGUAUACACAUGGGAAUAAAAAAAAACCCCACAACCAUUUUGUAAGUAAUCAUUUGGGUUUGUUUCUUUAACACCUGUGUUUGUGUCAAGUUUAAUUCUAAACAUGGCAGCCCAUCUCACACCUCAUCCUUGUGCUGUGCUUUUCAGUCCCUUAGCUUACACAGCUCCUGUGCUUCUGCGCAUGGAUUCUUCCACGGUAUGCUCAGAUUUAACAGUGCUCAGCACUUAAUACGUAAUGAAGUUUUUGCCAGCCUGUUUUGACAGACUUUUCUGUGGUUUUGAAGUUUGGGUCGUGUUUCUGUAUUUUUCCAAGUACUGCACAUAGUUGUCUAUCCGUGGCGUGCUCAGUUAAAACUGUAGUAGUUAGUAGCAGACCUAAAAUAUUAGUAACUUCCACAAUGUAAUUUAGAUCAAAUGACCACAAUGUGUAGGAGACCUACUUGUAAAUCAGAAUUCUCAUUAACAAUGUUAGAACACUGGUUGUGAUUAUACUAUACUUUUGCAAUGUUACAGUUAAUGUUCCAAAGAGCUUUUUUUCUAAAUGCACUACAAAGACUGAUUGUAUUUCUCAAUGUCCUAAAUAGUGUUUGCAUAUAUGCCUUUUCGAGAGCCUGUACUGUCCCUGGGAUGACUUAUUGCGAAAAUACAUGCUGCAUCUCCAAGAAGAGGAAGCGCAAAAGCAACAUAGAAAAAUACAAACCUGCUUGAGAUUAUGCCACGUUUUCGCUAGUUCUGGUUGAGCUUAAGGUCUAAUCUUAAAAAGUAGUGGUUUUCUCAACCUUCUUAAUAGUUCCUACUUCACAAUGUGUUCUGAAAUAAUUAGUGGCAGCUGGAGAUUACACUCAAAAGGUGGCUUAAAAGUACUUAUUUACACAUGAAAACAAUGAGAACUGAUGAUGUUCAGUAUCUUUUAGGACUAAACCCUUAAAUUAGUUUGUCCUGAAAUGUUUUCCUGUCUUGGUUAAGAUGGUUAUUCAAAUGCUGUGAUUUCGGAAAGGGAGGAGAGGUUGAGUUAGUCACAACAAGGGGUUUACUUCUAAACCGUAACUGGAGCGGGGAAAUUACUGGUCUGUCAGGGGUAGGAGUUGCAACAGCGUGGACAUGUGCACGUGGUGUAGUCACAAAAGAGGUUUGGGAAGAUGCUCUUGAGCUGCACUGACCCCAGGAGCGAUGCUACAGGAUCCCAGGUCUGCCUUCUAACAAACCUCCCCUGUGUCUGGUGGAAAAGGUCAAUAUUUAAAAAAACCCACCAUACUGAAUGUUCCCACAUUUCAAAUGCUGGGGAACAGGCACUUUUUUUUUUUUGCAAUUCCUUCACAUGGGUGCUUGUCAGAUGAAGUUUAUCGCCCCAGAGGGAUUCAUCAUUCAAAAGCUUUUGUUAACUCGCUGUGAAAAUUGUUCAGAGAAAAAGUUGUCCGCUCUCUCACCCUUGCUAGAGCAGUUCUAACAUACUGCAACCUUUUACGGCACCUGUGCGUGCACUACAGGAAGAUAAAUUCUCACUUGAAAACAGUUGAAAAUGCAAUCGUUACUUUUUAUUCAGUAAUUUUGGUUAAAAGACUGAGGUUUUAAUCACACCUUCGUAAGUUAAAUGCGAACUUUAUGCAACCCAGACAUACGUUGUUAAAACAUUAUGAAAGCACAGAGAAAAUCUUGUGUUUCAACAUUUAUGUGGCAUUUGAAAUUCAUUAUAGUUCCACAUUUUAUGAAUCACAAAUGUAUGCUGGAAAAAUAAUUUUGAAUAUUUAUAGGCUUUACUAUGCUGUCUCACCCUAUGACAUCUGGCAUUUCUGUACAUUUUGGUAAUUCUCGCCUGCCACAGACCACUGACGCUGCCUGACUUGGUACCGCGAAUGUGUAGCUCUAGUUUGGAGUGUUUAUUCUUCUUGCUUUAAAUUCACGCUGAUUGGAGUCUGAAGUGCUCGAGACAGAGCUGGGAGAUGCGGUUAAAAGUCUUUAUGUGAACUGAGCUGGCAGGUCACUUGGGGGAAUGAAUCCUGGUUUUGAAAAUUGAGACAAAUGAGGAUCUUUUAAGUUGCCUUGUAAUUGUAUAUCCUGACUGAUUAAAUGGUGGUGGUGUUUCAUUGUCUAUUAUGCUCUGAAAAUCCUGUCAAGCAUGCACUAAUCCAGCAGCGAGGAUCUGACGCUACUUACAGGGAGCUGGUUACUCACGAUUCAUUAAAGGACUGUUUCUGCCGUG